CGACGACAACUUCUACAACUACAUCAUCAACAACUACCACCACGACCACCACACCAGACACUACGUCAACAACGAGCAGUACAACAACGUCGGCAACUUCUACGACUCCAUCCACAACUACAUCAACUACUACGGCAGCUACCACGAUGAACACACCUAACACUACGCCAACAACAACCAGUUCAACAACCUCGACAACGUCGACAACCCUUACCACUUCCGAGCCUCUCACUACAACACCUGCAGUUGGUCCAUUGACCAAACCAGAUUCCACAGUCUGCCUCGACAACCCUUUGGACAUUGCUUUCAUCGUAGACGCCUCUAGCAGUGUUGGAAAUGAUCACUUCCGCCUCGUUGUCGACUAUAUCAAAUCUGUCCUCUCCACCACCGACAUUGACGGCGGGAAGGUCCGCGCAGCCGUCCUCACCUACAGCACUGACACCACUGUCCACAUCAACCUGAACGACUUCAAAACAAAGAAGGAGAUAUACGGUGCCCUUGACGGUAUCCCCUAUGUUCCAGGGUGGACGAACGCAGCUGAGGCGUUCCAAACACUCAGAACCAAGGUGCUCACGGCCAGGACCGGCGACCGGGACAACGUGAAGAAUGUUGCUUUGCUGAUCACUGAUGGGAGGUCCAACAUCAACAAGGACAGAGUUGUCCUGGAAGCUAAUGAAGUGAAGAAGGCAGGGACGCAUGUCCUUGCCGUUGGCGUUGGUCUGGCCUCGCUGGAGGAAGUGGACAAUGUCGUAACAUCACCGGCCAAUGAGAACCGAUUUACUGUAGCAAGUUACGAAGACUUAAGGGGAUUAGGAGAAGUUUUGUUUCCUUUUCUGUGUCAGGAUCGACGCGUGACAGGAAAUUGGGGAGAUGGUGCAACUGGCGUCCCAGGAAGCCGAGGCACAACACCAGAAGCUCCGAAAUCAUCUGGAUCUACAACACAAGAAAUGUCCACCACAGGCGGUACUCAGGGUGGGCGAUACAGCGGUACAACAGAUCAAAACAUGACCUUGUCUACGACAAUUCCAUUGGUGGUGAACACACGUCAGUUGCAGUGCCACGCCUGGUGCCAAGACAAUCAAGAAGAAACGCCGGCUGUGAAUAUUAGCGAUUUGGUACGGGAGCUCACCUUGCCUAAAGCGAUGUUGUCAAAACAACAGAGAGCCAAGGGGAGUGCGUUUGACGACAGCCCAGUCGCGAAAUCCGUUGGGACAAUUGUUUUUCUGUUGUGUUCAACUCCUUUCUUUAUCUUUGUUGGGUGGGAUAUACUGGAUUUGGCGCGCUAUCUAUCCAGUACUAGAAAAGAGUUUCUUUCCGAUGCUUAGAUAAAUAAUUUAGCUGAAACAUCACAUCAAUAUGUGCGAUAUGGAUACUUGGUAGUCAAGACAAUGUCAAGAUUCGUUGUUUGAAUUUUUUCGAUUUCAUUUUCACCUCGAAAUGGAUCCUUUUCUUGUCCGCGCCAUAUCGUACGUCUCAAUAAAUCCGUAAAAAAUAUUCCGGUUAAAUAAGUAACUGAUAUUGUCAGAUAACGCCCGCAGAGAUGUGGUUGUAAAUGUAAUAAAAGACCAUUGCUUCAGAAGGUAAUAAUAAUCAAAUAUAUUUAAUACUAAAUAUAGUACCAAAUUGUAAACUGAAAAAUGAAAGUAUACACUUGUAAAUUUAAAUACAAACGUUAUCAAACUGUUACAAGACUGGAAACUGUUGUCGAAUUGCUGCGAACUCAGAUUCAAAUAUGCUGGUAGCCAUUUUAAUAAAUGACGAAAAAUAAUUUCUAAAUCGGUGAAGGGACAUGCUCAAACUAAUAAGAGAACUAAAUACUAUUCCCAUAUUAGAAAUACAGGGGCCCGUUUCACAAAGCUAUCGUAGCGCUACGACUGUCGUACCUCCUAUACUGUAACAUAGACUUACGACAGUCGUAGCGCUACGAUAGCUUCGCGAAACGGGGCCCAGAAUAUUUUAUAUGAAGCGUUUUUCCCGACACUAAUAAUGACGUGAGGUGAGGUGAAAUUGGGUUUAACGUCGUGCUUGAGAAUAUUUCCCUCAUAUGACGACGUGCAUGCG
This is a messenger RNA of Haliotis rubra (blacklip abalone), 2061 nucleotides long. Its product is annotated as collagen alpha-1(XIV) chain-like. The coding region runs from base 147 to 1325 and encodes 392 amino acids. The transcript is spliced from 6 exons. NCBI's taxonomy places the organism in Eukaryota, Metazoa, Mollusca, Gastropoda, Lepetellida, Haliotidae. The record is from RefSeq and is a predicted model, not a curated record.